Oncorhynchus nerka (sockeye salmon) is the source of this 2058-nucleotide messenger RNA. Its product is annotated as peptidyl-prolyl cis-trans isomerase FKBP1A-like. The record is from RefSeq and is a predicted model, not a curated record. Gene Ontology annotation, biological process: protein peptidyl-prolyl isomerization. Bases 316 to 642 code for a protein of 108 amino acids. Gene Ontology annotation, cellular component: sarcoplasmic reticulum membrane; cytoplasm. Lineage: Eukaryota; Metazoa; Chordata; Actinopteri; Salmoniformes; Salmonidae. Gene Ontology annotation, molecular function: peptidyl-prolyl cis-trans isomerase activity. The transcript has 5 exons.
AUAUUAAAAUAAAGAAAUGGGGAAGGUAAAUCUAACAUCCAACAGAAGAAGAAAAAACACCACGCGAUCGUUUAAUGGUGCGUGCAUUGUUAUUACAUUGUUAUUACAUUGUUAUUAUUUAUGAACAGAAUAAAAAAUAAAAAAAUCGCGCUCAAAAUGUGACGAACACUCCCACUUUUUUUUUCUCCGGUUUAACCGCUACAUUCACAUCACGUGGUAGACGCCGCUGCACGGAGACAGACGACAACAGCCGCUGAAAUAGCAGAUUGAAGGAAGAUAGUCUCUUGGUAGGGUUGAGGGAUAUUAACGAAGGAAAUGGGAGUAGAAAUUGAGACAAUAACCCCGGGCGAUGGAAGGACCUUCCCUAAAAAAGGACAGACGUGCGUGGUGCAUUAUGUUGGCUCUCUGACGGAUGGACGCAAGUUUGACUCCUCCCGUGACAGGGACAAGCCCUUCAGGUUUAAAAUAGGAAAACAGGAAGUGAUCCGUGGCUGGGAAGAGGGAGUUGUGCAGAUGAGUGUCGGUCAGAGAGCCAAGCUGACCUGCUCGCCUGACUUUGCCUACGGAGCAAAAGGCCACCCGGGGAUCAUUCCACCCAACGCCACCCUCAUCUUUGAUGUUGAGCUACUGAGCCUUGAAUGAAGAUUAUUAUUAUUUUUUUGCUCCUUUCUACCUAGGAAACAUGUAGAAAGGCUAAGAAAGUCUGUACUUGAUUCUAUAAGAGACCUGAGUCUAUAAUUCCACCACUUUGGUCAUUAUUUUAUCCAUAUAUACAAAAUCUGCGUUAUCAAUGACUCAGUUAUUUUGUUUUUCUUUAAAAACCUAUGGGCCAUAACCUUAAAACCUUACAAACCUUGAUGUUUUUAAAUCUUGAAUUUUUAAAUUGUGCUUUACUUUGUUUUGUGAAAUUAUUGGUUGUGCAUGGUUAUAUGAGUAAUGCAAAAUACCAAUGAAAUAUUAGCAGCGACAUUCAUCUCUUUUCAAGAGAACCUAUUAGCAACAUAGAGGGCUGGUGCUUGACGUGAAGCCUACCCGACGAACAAAACUAAGAGAAUAUGAAAAGUACAUGUUUGCAUCCAUACCUCUCCCAGCUGAAAGUAGAACAAAUAUGAAUAGAUUUUUUUUUAGAGUUGUAGGGCUUAGUGUAAUGUUGAGAGGCAUAAGUGUAGUAAAAUAUUGAGUCAUGGGAUGUCUUAAUGGUAUAAAACAGGAACAUUGUUUUGAUAUGUUGUAUUUACCCAGACUAAAUAGUGAUGUUUUCUUUCAUUUUGAUUAACUUUAUUAGGCGCUAGUGAGCAUUCUGCACAGAGAAACCAGUACAGAAGAGAAUGGUUGUAUCAUAUUGCGUGUCUCUCAUUACGAGACGAUAUGCAACCAAUUAGCCGGUUCUGCAUGUCCUACAUAAUGAUAUCCUGAUCUAUACGUGUCAAAGCUUUGCAUUUUUAUAUUUUUGGUUGUUGUUGUUGUAGCUUAUGUUUUUUUCCAAGUCAAAUCUUUAACCCUGUUGAAAGCCAUACAUCUGUUAUUAACAGUGAUGGGAACCAUAUUGUAUACGUACAUUAAUUGGAGUAGUGAUGAUUUUGAAAAGGGGGUUGAGGAAUCGAUUCAAUUGUGACCUCCCCCACCUUAUUUUGUCUCACAACUUGACAUUAUAUAUUUUUCAGAUGCCAUCUUUCUAAAAUAUGUGUAUGCGACCAAUACAAUUUGACUUGAUAACUAAGAAUGACUUCUACUUUGACCUGUAAUUGAAUGGUAAAUCUUUUUUUGGUCAGCGUCAUUAGACUGACUCCACACUGCCUAAAUAAAAAUGCUGUGUUGUGGUAGUCAGGUGACGGAGACAUCCAUGUUUUGUAUCACAUUUAAAAGUCUGUUGAAAUAGAGUUAAAUCUAAUGCAUAUAGAACAUGUUCAGAUGCUGGCCAUCAUUGCUCUUGAUGUUACAGCUGUCUAGGCGCAUGGCACAAAUGCAGUCCUAUGUACUGUGUAUUUGUGUGCUGAGUUACAUACGCAGGCACAACCAAUAAAUGUUUUGCAGUUGCAAUAAAGUGCUCUCUACCUG